This is a messenger RNA of Pteronotus mesoamericanus, 903 nucleotides long. It is a transcript of the gene CIMIP6, whose product is annotated as chromosome unknown C2orf73 homolog. Bases 1 to 903 code for a protein of 300 amino acids. The transcript is spliced from 5 exons. Lineage: Eukaryota; Metazoa; Chordata; Mammalia; Chiroptera; Mormoopidae. The record is from RefSeq and is a predicted model, not a curated record.
AUGGAGGUAAAGGAUGAUAAACAGCAACAGCAUAAAAUAGGAGAUGCUGGCAUAGUAUAUGUGACUGAAAAAAAAGAAUUCAAACAUGAAAAAGACCCUGAAAAAAGUACACCACAAUCAAAACCACGUGUCAGAAGAGGACGCACAUCUUAUGCUAAAUUCAUUGAUACAAAUGCAAGAACAUGCAAUGAUCCAGUUCCUUACAUAGAUCUCCAAAAAGAGUCUGAAAAUCAGGGUGCCUGGUGGUCAUAUGAUAAAGGACUGGAACACCACUUCCAACCACCUUUUGAUACUAAAAGCACCCAGAGGAGUGACUUUCAAAAACCAACAUGUCCAUUGGUUUUGCCAGUCAAACACAGCAAGUUGCAAAAGCCUUCUUGUGGAAUAGUUCCACUUGCUUGUCCUGAUGCAUCUGCAGAAGUUCAAAAGAAUUUUAUAGAACGUAUCUCUUUUAUACAUCAAUAUGAUGCCCGGAAAACUCCCAAUGAGCCUAUCAGGGGCAAGAGACAUGGAGCCUUUAUUCAGGCAGAGGUAAAACUAGGGAGUGGGCCAAGAGUUCCUAAGGGAACAGAGGUAUUGCUGAAUGCUCCGGGGUCAUGUGCAUCAGAGCAGUCCGAAAAAACAGAGAAAGGAAAUUCAACAGAAAGCAAAAUGAUCUCACCGGGUCUCUGCCGACAAAAUUCCCAAGAGCUGAUAGAGACUGAAACUCACUUAUCAGAAACAGACGUCAGAGUGGCAGCCAAGGCAUGCCCCAGAAGUCCUGAGAGAAGGGGGAAGGUUGCCGAUGUCUUUCAAACAACUGCAGCAGAUGCUCCGAUCACCAGGCACAACCCCUCAAGUCCACCAAUAAAAAGUCAGGAUAAAUUAUCUUCUUCAGAUAAAGACAUAAUCCUCGGAAUGUAG